AUGUUGGACGCAAUCACCGGGCCCGUCUCGGGGCCGAAGCGCAGUAGAAGUGCCAGCGAUUUGGAAACCGUGAAGGAGAACCGGAUUCUACACACUGAGAAGAUCAAGCAGGAAGAGUUGCCGUUUACUCCAAGACGUUUCCAACAGAUCAAGGCCAAUUGCUUGAAGGUGCAAGAGGAGAUUGAUGCCCAGCUUCGACUGCUGAAGCCCAAGCGUCCCGUGCGCCUCAGCGCCGGCGCUGCGAACGGCGGCUCCCGAAGCGGGUCGCCCCUGCGGCGGCGUCCGCAGACGCCGAAGGUGGGAACUCUGCAGGACCGUCUCCGACUGAAGAUCGCCCAGUGCCGUUCCCAGCCUGAACUGGUUUCAAACACAGCUUCCAAGCCGUCGCUGAGUAACUCGCGAUCCGUGGCGCUAGAGUUGGAACGAGAACUGGGGAAGGGACCGCUGAAGCCACAGGAUGUGGCACGUUUCUGCGAGAAGCGGGAACGCCGGCUGGCAGCGCAAGAGGCUGCACUGUCACGGCCCAGUUCCGCCACGAACUUUGUGCGUCGAAAUCGCUCGGGCUGUUUGGAUUUCAUGGCACGACGCGAAGUGCAGCUGGAAAUGCAAAAUCUGAGGCGCUGUGUGCGCGCUGACAUGGCCAAAAGGAAGCGCUUGGCAGAUUUGGAAGCGAUGCAUCAAGCAGCGGCGGAAGAUUAUUGGAAUCGCUUCUUUAAAGAGGAGAGUAUGAGCCACAGAUCGCAAGGCUUGAAUGAUGCACCACAGCAUGAAGAUCCAAAGGAGGAGUUGAGCGAAGAAGUGCGAGUGAAGCAGGCCUUGGAAAAUCUGGGAAAAUUCAUGCCGAGCAAAGUGAUGAAGCUCUUCACUCGACUCUUUGAUUACGAGCAGCUUUGUCAAAUUUUCAGUGGGGGCCUGGUGGAGCACAUGGCAAUGUCUUGCAGGCUCUAUGCCUUGGUUCGCCGGCUCAUCCACUGGUCGCGGGUGUGGAAGCGACACAAAGCUGCUGAUGUGGUGCGUGGCUUGAUGAAGAUACGCCCACCUUUGGGAUACCGAAUAAAGAUGCCGAUGCAACGCUAUUGUAAUCGCCUGCGGGGGUUUCAACGGACUUGGAGGAAGUUCCAGUGGCGUUUGAAGUCCAUGAUCAAACACAUCUAUGAGAAGAUGUGGUUCCGCCAGGAGAAUGAGUUUCUGGACGAUGUCUUCAUGUUCUGCCCAGGGGACCUCCAGACCAUAGUCACCUGCCCAGAGUUGCUGGGGCAGGAGCCUGACACCUAUAACCUGCCCAGCAAGGACCAUCGGAAGACUUCAGCGCCUAUACUAUUCGGGAGGUCUAAACCAAACAAACGAGGAGGCAUGGGUACAGAAGGUAUGAUGAAACAGCUUUUGCUGGAUGCCUUCAGCCACAAGAAGAGAGAGCACCAGUUUCGGCCGGACGUCGCCAAAGCGAUCAUCACCCGCGAGUUGUUGGAGCGUUUGUAUCUGCAUGCCCAGCGCCUGCCUGUUGGAGUGAGCCGCUCCAAGGAGCUUCGAAGGACCCCCAGUGGCAUCACCUACGGCUUCCCCAGUGCCGUGGUGCUCAGACGGAAAGAUGUGGACGAAUUGAUCUGCAGCGCUCAUCAAGCAUGCGGCGUGAGACCGACGCAAGAAGAACAGUGCGAUCAGAUUUUGCCCUGUCCGGCUUGGCGUGUGAAGGCAGCCAAGAAACUGCUCAUGUCUACUCGCACCUUGCGCGAGGGCAUCUUGGAUCGUCGCACCGCCGCAAACGUUGCAGGUGACCUGCCAACACAAAUGGCCUGCCAUGGGUCUCCCAGAAAAGUGGAUCAGUUCACUAAUAGGUACGCUUUUUUUUGUUCCCCAUUUUGGUUUCCCUGGCCCGGACAGGCUGCAACGCCCCCCUUCGUUUUUGAAUUGUAA
Cladocopium goreaui is the source of this 1914-nucleotide messenger RNA. The record is from the annotation of a GenBank genome assembly. NCBI's taxonomy places the organism in Eukaryota, Dinophyceae, Suessiales, Symbiodiniaceae.